CCAACAGGGUCAUCAGGAGGGAUCUGGUAAUCAAGAAGAAGAAAAUGUACUACUUCAAAAUGGAGAUUGUCUAUUUUUUUUAAUCACAGACGCUAUAGUGGCACAGAUACAAAGAUGAGUCCUCUAUUUAUCUCUAUGGCUAGCUCUACUCUGCUGUAGUACUGUUGGCAAGUGCAGCCAGGACACACAGACCAAUACCUGGACAAGAGAGACUUGACUGAGUUUUUGGUGAGUUUUUAUAUCAAAAGGUCCAGAGUGAUUCCUGAUGGUAGCUAAAGACUGAGAAGGCCUGACUAUAACUACAACCUCUACCAGUGUCUUAACCAGCCACCUCAAACGGGUGUGUGUGACCUACCCUUCAGUGUGGGGGUGUUAGGACUAUCCCUACUGCUCUGACAGCAUGGCCCCAGCGGUGGGCGGUCCGGUGGGCUAUACUCCUCCAGAGGGGGGCUGGGGCUGGGCGGUGGUGGUGGGAGCCUUCAUCUCUAUCGGCUUCUCCUAUGCCUUCCCCAAGUCCAUCACUGUCUUCUUCAAGGAGCUGGAGGCCACCUUUGACGCUACGCCCUCACAGGUCUCAUGGAUCUCCUCUAUCAUGCUGGCCUGCAUGUACGGCGGAGGACCAAUUAGCAGUAUCCUGGUGAACCGCUAUGGCAGUCGACCAAUCAUGAUGCUAGGGGGCUGUCUGUCAGGAAGUGGUUUGAUAGCAGCUUCCUUCUGCAACACUGUGCAACAACUCUACUUGUGUGUCGGAGUCAUUGGAGGUCUGGGUCUAGCGUUCAACCUGAACCCGGCGUUGACUAUGAUUGGUAAAUACUUCUAUAAGCGUCGUCCUAUAGCUAAUGGCAUUGCCAUGGCGGGCAGCCCAGUCUUCCUGUCCACGCUGGCUCCUCUUAACUCCUGGUUCUUUGACCAGUUUGGCUGGAGGGGCUCCUUCCUCAUCCUAGGUGGUCUACUGCUCAACUGCUGUGUCGCCGGGGCCUUGAUGAGACCCAUCGGACCCAAACCUGCCGGACCCCAACUGUCGGAGAACGGGGCGGUGAAGAAGGCAGAGUUGAAUCUGACGGUGAUGCAGCGUGUCAAUGCCGUGAUCGACCUGACGCUGUUUAAACACCGCGGCUUCCUGCUGUAUCUCCUUGGCAACGUCAUCAUGUUCUUUGGCCUGUUCACUCCCCUAGUCUUCCUCUCCAACUACGCUAAGAGUAAGGACAUCAGUAAAGAAAAGGCUGCUCUGCUCCUCUCCAUCCUCGCCUUUGUUGACAUGUUCGCCCGUCCUUCUAUGGGGCUGUUAGCCAACACCCGCUGGGUCCGACCCAGGAUACAGUACUUCUUCGCUGCAUCCGUGCUCUAUAACGGGGUGUGUCACGUCUUGGCGCCGCUGUCCGUGGACUAUGUAGGCUUCGUGGUGUAUGCUGUGUUCUUUGGGUUUGCGUUCGGCUGGCUGUCAGCAGUUCUGUUUGAGACUCUGAUGGACCUGGUCGGGGCCCAGAGGUUCUCCUCUGCCGUCGGACUGGUCACCAUCGUGGAGUGUGGACCGGUACUGCUGGGACCGCCACUACUCAGUCGUUUCUAUGACUUCUAUGGUGACUACCAGUGGACCUACCUGUGUUGUGGUAUCAUCCUCAUCAUCUCCUCAGUCUUCCUCUUCGUAGGGAUGGGCAUCAACUACAAGCUGUUGGAGAGAGAGAAGGAGGAGGAGGAGAGGAGAGAGACGGAGCGGCCCAAGGAGGAGUGCAAAGCCAUGCUGGAGGGAGAGAAGGAAAGGGGGGAGGAGAGUAGUGAAGCCACACCCAUGACGGAUGUUUCUAAGAUGGAUGAAGAUACUGUUUAGCAGGGUAGGCAACUAAAUUUAGCCGCGGUCGGGGGGCUGAAACAUAAUUUGAAUAAUUUGAACACUGUAAAUUCACCACAACUAAGCCCAAAAAUAGAUAACAUGAUCAUUUCAUACCUUGAUUACAUUGAGACACAAUUACAAAUCUUUAUUUUUAUUCAUGGGAAUAGUUGGGAGCACAUUUCCUAAAUUUAAAUAUUUUUUUUUAUCCCUUAUUAUUAUUAUUAUUACUACUAUUUCGGGGGGCCCAAAAAAUCACUUUCUGGCUGGUUUUGGCCUCUGGGCCGCCUGUUACCAACCCCUGCUGUAUAGAGACUGACCUGAUCUGGACACACACCCUCUGGUUUAGGUACCUUUGGUAAACUGAGCCGAGUCCUCUACAGUAGACAAGCUAUAACACGGAGGACUACUCUCUCUGAGCUCACAUAUACAACAUCCAGUAUCUAGCCCAGCUCUACACACUGUCCUCAGACCUGGACGGUCAUGUCAUCAGUCUUUGUGCUUCCCAGAUCCAGUGUGCGGUACGAUCAAUUCACAGUAUUAUAGGUGAUCAGAUUGAUUGACAGUGUUAAGUAAUACCAGGUGUUGUUUUUGUAAUGAUUAGUAGAAUGUAGAGACUGUAAUUCUGUCAUGAUGUAUAUUCCUAGUUGAGGAGCAGAACGAUGUGAUUUGAACCUGUUUUCAGUUUAGCUGAGAAGCUUUUUUUAAGCACUUUGAACAUCUUUUUGAAGACAGACACAACCUUUCUCGUGUGUGUUUUUAACUAUUUUUGUCCCCACAAGAGUAGUAAAGGAACAGAAAUGUGACCAACUGGGACAUUUUGUUUGUCCUCACAAGGUCAAAUGCUAUUUCUAGGUGGUUUAGGGUUAAGGUUAGACUUGGUGUUAGAAUGAUGUUAAGGAUUAGUUCUAGGGUUAGGAACUAGGGUUAGGAACUAGGGUUAGGAACUAGGGUUAGGAACUAGGGUUAGGGUAAGAGUACAGUUUAGGGAAAAUAGGAUUUUGAAUGGGACUGAAUUGUGUGUCCCCACAAAGUUAGCUCUGUGUGUGUGUGACUCUGUGACUCUCAGUCCUAUGGGACUGAUCCAUAUAAUCUCUAUUCAGACAGACAGGAACACAGAUCGGCAGACAGGCAGGCAGACAGGCAGGCAGGUGUUUCUUUUAGUACUGUAUCAUAUCAGCAGAUACUGUAUCAAUAUGUCCCAAACUGAACCCUAUUCCCUAUAUAGUGCACUACUUUAGACCAGAGCCCUAUUCCCUAUAUAGUGCACUACUUUAGACCAGAGCCCUAUUCCCUAUAUAGUGCACUACUUUAGACCAGAGCCCUAUUCCCUAUAUAGUGCACUAAGGUAAAGGGUAUUAUUUGAGAGGCCCUAUGUCUGCAGAUACAGUAUGAGCGUUAAUUCAGUAAGUCCUUCCAUUCAAAAGUCUGGGGUAGUACCAGCUGUCGCCAGGAGAGGGCAGUCGAGUCUUUAGAACAUUUAAAAGUCUGGGGUAGUACUGGCUGUCACCAGGAGAGGGCAGUAGAGUCUUUAGGACAUUCUGAAGUCUGGGGUAGUACCAGCUGUCACCAGGAGAGGGCAGUAGAGUCUUUAGGACAUUCUGAAGUCUCGGGUAGUACCGGCUGUCACCAGGAGAGGGCAGUAGAGUCUUUAGGACAUUCUGAAGUCUGGGGUAGUACCGGCUGUCACCAGGAGAGGGCAGUAGUCUUUAGGACAUUCUGAAGUCUGGGGUAGUACCGGCUGUCACCAGGAGAGGGCAGUAGUCUUUAGGACAUUCUGAAGUCUGGGGUAGUACCGGCUGUCACCAGGAGAGGGCAGUAGUCUUUAGGACAUUCUGAAGUCUCGGGUAGUACCAGCUGUUACCAGGAGAGGGCAGUAGAGUCUUUAGGACAUUCUGAAGUCUCGGGUAGUACCAGCUGUUACCAGGAGAGGGUAGUAGUCUUUACAACAGUGUUCACGUUUUCUGAGUCAAAAUCACUUUCACAGUCAAAAAGUAAGCUGAGAUCUACAGCUCAGAUUGUUUUUCCAUAAAUUACUUAAAAAAUGUAACAUUAACCUAAUAAAAACAGUUCUGUAGGAAUGAGGUUUGUGCAGUAGGCCUAAUACAUUAUCACAGUAUAUUGGCUAUAUGCCUGUCCUGCCAAUAUUGUUAUUCUUAGACCAUAUUAUAUUUCAAAACUCGAGCUUUGAUAACAUAGAUCAGUUGGUGUAGCACUUGCGAGGCACUGCAGAGCAUGAGUUGAAAUAUGCUUUUUUAUUUUACUGCACUGAUGGUACCUGCAUCUGCCUCAUGCACACAUUCAUGUUGUUCCUAUGACCAGAGAAAGUGAAGUAUUCAUUGAUAUUAAAAUAGAGACCACGAGCUGCUAAUAAUAAUAAUAAAACGCAGGGCUAUCGAUACACUUUGUUAUUCAUUGUUAUUCAUUCAUUGCAGCUACAGCGCAAGCGGAAGUAUGGAGAAGCGUGUUUUAUGUUUUGUAAUAGUGUUGAAUAAAAACAGUUUUGACAGUGCUGAAUAAACAAACUCAGCAGCUCUUUGCUAUAUUCUA
Molecule: messenger RNA, 4378 nt
Organism: Salvelinus namaycush (lake trout)
Lineage: Eukaryota; Metazoa; Chordata; Actinopteri; Salmoniformes; Salmonidae
Product: monocarboxylate transporter 1-like
Exons: 5
Coding region: 401-1828 (475 amino acids)
Biological process (GO): monocarboxylic acid transport; transmembrane transport
Cellular component (GO): membrane
Molecular function (GO): monocarboxylic acid transmembrane transporter activity
Source: RefSeq, a predicted model, not a curated record